CUCUCUUGGACUAGUGGGCUCUGAAGCCUGAGGCGGCCGGAUGCGUGGUGGCCUUUAGGCAGUAUGACCGAACCCGCGAUCCGCUCCACAGCCAGGCUUCCCCUCUCCAGAUCCAUCCCGCCUCCAUCUUAACACGCUACAAGGGACUUCUCCAUUAAUUCAUUUUCGUCCAUCCUCCCCAGGAUCUGUUAUUUCCAGCUGAGCUGUUAAGGUGUGUUAAAUGCCCUGGAUUUCAUCACAGAUGAGCUCAACCAGUGUUCUGAAUUUUUUCCCACACAAGACUAUGGCAGUAGAUAUAGCCAUGAAGUUCUACUUGCAGCCCCCUUCACUGAGACGAGAUCGCGUUGAACGCAGGAUCUCUCAGAAAAGCCACAAGCCCUUGAGACCGUGCAUCCAACCAAACAGGAAAAUGUUUCUUAAUGAGCUCAACAAUCAGGAAAAUAAAGUGAAGAAACGUGUUACCUUUGCAGAUAGUAGAGGUCUGGCGCUUACCAUGGUAAAAGUCUAUUCUGAAUUUGAUGACCAGUUGGAAAUUCCAUUUAAUAUCACAGAGCUGAUUGAUAACAUUGUUAACCUGACAACAGUGGAGAAAGAACGUCUUGUGCUGGACUUUGUACAACCUUCCGCUGACUAUUUGGACUUCAGAAACCGCUUACAGGCAGACUGUGUUUGUCUAGAGAACUGUAUGCUUAAGGAAAAAGCGCUUGUGGGUACGGUUAAGGUCAAAAACCUUGCUUUCCAUAAAAAUGUGAAAAUAAGAAUGACCUUUGACUCGUGGCAAACCUUUACCGACUACGAAUGUCAAUAUGUCAAGGACACGUAUGCUGGAUCUGAUAGAGACACUUUCUCUUUUGAUAUCACUCUACCCGAAAACCUUCAGUCGCAUGAAAAGAUAGAGUUUGCAGUUUGCUUUGACUGCGAUGGAAAAACUUAUUGGGACAGUAACAAAGGGCAAAAUUACAGAAUAGUUUGGCAUGACCUCAAAAGGCUCCCUGAUUUUCAGAGCCGCUAUUGUGAACCUGAAUACAACCAUUCUGUUGAUCACUUUGGCAGUCCUAGGUGCUCUUAUGGCAUUUUUCCAGAAUGGCCCAGCUACUCCGGAUUUGAUAAAAUAGGACCCUACUACUAACUUUGUCCAGAUGGUUGAGGCUUAAUAAUGGAAGUGGUUCCAAUCACAAAAUAACAGACUUGGAAUGGUUAUAUGACUGUGUCCUUGUAGGGACUGACUGUAAACGAUGAACAAUGGGAACCUUUGCUAGGUCAUGAUGUGUAACUGCAUUUGUUUUUUUUUUUCUUACAAGGGAAAAUGCUGUCCUAAUAACUGUCUAGCAGUAGCACCUUCUUGUUAUUGGGUUAUGUAGACUGAAGCUUGGAAAAGUUCUUGUUCACAUACUAUGCUGCUAGUCUUUUUCUUCCUAAUGCUGCUACACCUCUUUCUAGAGACACUUGUUUCGUAAUUUUUCACUGCCUUGCACUGUGCGCAGGCAUCACUUGGGGCAUACGUUCAGAAAG
Molecule: messenger RNA, 1512 nt
Organism: Spea bombifrons (plains spadefoot toad)
Lineage: Eukaryota; Metazoa; Chordata; Amphibia; Anura; Pelobatidae
Gene: PPP1R3B
Product: protein phosphatase 1 regulatory subunit 3B
Exons: 3
Coding region: 221-1129 (302 amino acids)
Biological process (GO): regulation of glycogen biosynthetic process
Cellular component (GO): protein phosphatase type 1 complex
Molecular function (GO): protein phosphatase 1 binding; glycogen binding
Source: RefSeq, a predicted model, not a curated record